UUACCCAGUGACAGUGAUACUAGACCAAGAAAACCAAGAGACCGUGAAGAACUACGAUUACUUUGGCGCAAAGCUAUUCAACAACAAAUUGCAAUUAUACGAAUUCAAAAAAAGAAUAAAUACAAUGGCCAUCCGUGUGAUGAUGAUGAUGAUGGUAAAUUGGAUUACGAAGAAAUCCCGAUUUGCACUCAAGAAAUGUAUCAGAUGUGGAAUGAUAUUAUGGCUAAAGAGAGUGAAGGACCGUUGCCUUAUCAUACAUUGGUGGCAGCUGUUAAAGCAGGUAUACCAAAAACAUUACGAGGAGAAAUAUGGAAUUUUCUACGCAGGCAAUAUUACGCUCGUGACAAAAGGCAAUCUACAUGUGAAAAUAGUGAAGAAAAUUCCUUAACUAAAUUAUUAGAAAAGGAAACUACGAAUCAUCACCACGCUAUUGCGCUAGAUCUAGGCCGGACAUUUCCUACGCACAAAUAUUUUCUUUCACAAGUUGGUAACGGCCAAGUUGCGUUAAGAAAUGUCUUGAAAGCCUAUGCAUUAUUGGAUUCUGAAGUUGGAUACUGUCAAGGACUGAGUUUUGUAGCGGCGAUACUAAUUAUGCAUAUGGAUGAAAACGAUGCAUUUGAAUGUUUCAAAUAUAUUUUAUAUGAUUUACAUUUACGUGACCAAUACAAGCCGGAUAUGGCGGCUUUGCAUAUCCAAAUGUAUAAUCUAUCCAGAUUAAUAUACGAUUAUCAGCGAGAUGUCUAUCAAAAUCUUGAUCAAAAUGAAAUUGGCCCUUCCUUGUAUGCUGCUCCCUGGUUUCUAACUUUAUUCGCAUCGCAAUUUCCAUUAGGAUUUGUAGUCCGGGUUUUAGAUCUGUUAUUUUUGGAUGGCAUAGAAGCUAUCUAUAAGAUCUCGUUAAUGUUGAUAAAGCACUUUGCUAAACCUAUCUUAGCUGCUGGCAGCUUUGAAUCCACGAUAGAUGUACUAAAACAACAUUUGCCGUCAAUGGUGCAAGACCACCUUGAUGCUAUUCUUGAAGGAGCAGCAUCAUUGGAGAUUAGUAAUCAGCUUAAGUCAUUUGAAAUUGAGUAUCACGUUUUGCAUGAAGAAAUGCUAAGCGCUCCUGAAUUAAUUCCGAGUGAUAGUGCUGACAGCCGAAUUUCACAAUUAGAGAGUUUAAAUCAACAUCUCAAGCGGCAAAAUAUUGAAUUAGUUGAUAAAUUAGCCAAUGCGCGUAGUAAAAUUAAUAAAUUCGAUGAAACGAUAGAACUGAUGAAAGUCAAUGAAGUUAAAUUAAUAUCAAGAAUCCAAGAACUUCAAGAAGAGAGA
This is a messenger RNA of Trichoplax adhaerens, 1308 nucleotides long. RefSeq lists its product as uncharacterized. The record is from RefSeq and is a predicted model, not a curated record. Lineage: Eukaryota; Metazoa; Placozoa; Uniplacotomia; Trichoplacea; Trichoplacidae. The annotation marks the transcript as partial. The transcript has 8 exons.